AUGGUCACGUCGCACACAGAAACGGCCGUCACAGGCUAUGCGGACCAUUUGCCUACCCUUCUGAUCAGAUUGCCGCUCAAGUAUGGCACGUUGAGUAAAAACAACAAUAUCAAUAAUAACAAUGAAAAGUUUCAUUUGAAUCUUGCCAACAGCGGCCAGAUCAUUGCCUUGGACUCCAUCCCAGGCUCCUUUAUUGACGCGGUUUCAUGGUCCAUUCUCAAUGACUUUAGAACCAUCAAGUUCACCCCAUUGAUCACUCAAGCUAAUAGUUUGGAUUUAUCGUUCCAACAACUUGAAGUAAACCUCCCACAUCCAGUGUCCUCAGCCAACUGCUUAUCGGUUUAUCUUCAACGUGGCGUGACCGAAGAAGACGACUCAUUCCUUCUUCUUGAUGUCAUCGACGAGAACUACCUUUUUACUUCUUUAAAGAUUCUGUUGAAUGACUUUGUUGUAAUUGAAAAUAAAUCUUCUCCUAAACCUUUCCAAUUGGAUAAAUUCAACCAAUGGGGUCAUAUCUCGGUUCCAUAUUCCUUUGAGUUACGCUCUCCUCCUUAUUCCCUUAAGGCUGUGUCGGAACACAGUUUGAUUGUUUCUUUGAAAGAUGGAGGAUUACUUCAUUUCCAUCGGAAUUCUCCUUUGAAUGAUUAUGAUGUUCACAAUUUCAAUGAGUCUUCAAGUAUGAAUUUGUUACCAUUUUCCUUCAUCAGUGGAAUUUGGAAGGGGAAGAAAGAUAACAAUUCAGAUAAUGAAGCUUCCUCUGCAUCCAUUGUAGUUGGUGGAGUUUCUGCAAAUUCAGUGGUUGACGUAAUUCCAGUCUCUGCCGAUACAAUUGUCACAAUCUGUGUCAACAAAGUGUUGAAGAUAUGGAGUUUAAACACCCACCAACAAGUGCAACAAGCAAUUGAUUUAAAAGAAAAUCCAAGAGAUACUUCAUAUUGGCUUUCAACUUCAGCUACCGUCACAAGACAUCUUCAAAUCGUAAAAAACAAAUAUACAGACAAGACUUAUUUAACUUGUUACUAUACAACGAAGCCGCAGGAUAUCAAUGGUAGUACCUUUGCUUUGAAAAUAUGGGAAAUAGUUGACCAAGGUGAGAGGGGUAUUGACCUUUUUCCCUUAGAUUCAUUAUCUUUCAACCCUACUUUCCCACAGGCAAGCUCUAAAUCUACAACUGUCUUGCCUGCUUGGUUAGUGCAAGAUUUCCAAGCUAGAAUCACACAUCAAAACACCAUAGAAUACCAUAUAUUAUGGAAGACAAACACAUCUUCUUUAGUAUCCGUAUACACCCUUGAUCUUUCUCUCGGCAAUAUUACUAAUGUGAGUUGGUCUUCAUCACCAUUUUUAUCAGCCGUAUCCACCACCAAUUCGACUUCUACUCCAUCAUCAUCUUCUAAUGUUUUGCUGACUUUUUCGGCGUAUCAUUCUGCUAAUUACUAUAGUGAUAAAAUUCUUAAUUCUGGAAUAUAUGAUGAUCUCACAGUUAGAACUUCAUUGGCUAUUUUCAGGGAACAUGUUGGUCUUGGAGAUAGAAUUCCUCCUGCAUCGCUCCGCCAAAGUAUCUUAGAAGCAGUGAAGGUACCAGAACAUGAAAAUGAUACUAGACUAGGAUGGUACAAGUUGGAUUCAUUAUGUGAGGAAUUCAAAAAACUCAGUGAGGAAUGCUUAGCAAUUUGUCUUGGUGAAACCAACACUCUGAAUGGAUUCAUCUUAAACUCUAAUAGCGUUAGUAUUUUGAGACCUUCUCAUACUUAUGAACAAUUUUUCCUAUCCACACCUGAAGUUCUUCUUGCUUCCGUUUUAAAAAGAUUGUCAAUAAUAGUACUGACCAAGACUUAUAUUAAGGUAUAUGAACAACUUGUUUCAACACAAUCACUCUCUGAAUCUGGAGUGACGGAUAUUUAUAAUUCCUUGCUUAAAUCCAAAAUCCCAAAAGAGGAGAGUGAUGCCAUUAUCAAUGAACUUGUUAAUACUCCAGGUAUGCUUGACGCUAUCAAUGGAUUAGUUAACGGCGAUAGUACUUUUAAAUCCUCAAAUGAUAUUUCUGAUAUAACCACAAGCACAUCAAUUGGAAGUUUAACAAAAUUAGCAGCCGUUGCCUCUUUUAAACAAAUUAAAACUUGUCAUGAAUCUAUUCUUCUUGGUCUUGCAAUUUUACUUUUGAUUAUGGAAGUAAAUGAUCCACUUUUGGAAAUCAUCAACUUAAUUUCUUCAAGACUUUCUACUUAUAAACUUUUGAAUGCUAUUUUUGACACAAGUUUUGAAUCUAGUCAUAAAAAUGUGAAGGUUGAACGUCAUAAAUUGAGUAAUAUAGAAAAUUCAUUGUUUUGGACCGGAAUUGUUCUGAAAAGCAGUACACUUCAUAAAAGUAUUAUGAAUGGAGAAUUCAUUGAAGCUUACAAUAUUUUAUUUGAUAAGAUUGUCAAUGAUUACGAAAAUAUGACUAUAGAUGUUAUCAUUCAACUUAUCAACCAUGAUGAAGGUGAAUUGAUCAAACUGAAUUUUGUUGAUAAACUUAACUCUACAAACACAGUAGAUAGAUUUUUAAUUGGAUUUGUUCAUUUGAUUAGCAAUGAUCCAACUAAGUUUUAUGAAGUAUUUCAACUGGAAAUGGACCUUUCUAAUACAAAGGUUAAACUAGAAUUGCAAGAUAAGAUUUUACAAUCAUUAACAGCUAAUUCAAAUAUUAAAACAUUUUUGAAUUCAUUAUUUGAUCAUAAUAUGGAAGAUCCAUUAUUGGAAAAGGCUAAUUAUUAUCAUUCACUUUCAAUCUUGGCCUCAUCUCAAGUUACUACAGCACAGAGACAAUACACACAGAAGUUUAUAACGCCAAUUGCAACUACAUUCCUUGCAAGCUCCCCAACUUCUGCGGUAAUUGAAUCCGACUUCACCAAGGGCGCAUUAAAGUUUGAACAGACUGCAAUUCUUUCUCUUCAGGAAUUACCAACCAGUGACGAAGUCGAAGGGAAAAUUGUGGAAUAUUACCUUAAUGUAUUUGACAUGGCUCUUAACUUGGGAGAUUAUGAUCUUGUAUAUCAGGCUUUAUCUUAUCUUGCAAGUGUUAAAAAUCCAAAUGAUAAAUUUGAGUUGAAAGAUUUGUUUACUAAAUUCAUCAAUAAUUUGAUCACCAAUAGAUCCAUAUCUAUUAUUUUCCCAUCAACUACUGGUUCAUCCCACCCAAGGAAAUUAUUCUAUGAGUUUUAUUUGUUAAUUGAUUCUAUUUUGCUCGGAUUAGCCAAUAAUGAACUUACAUUAUCGAAUUCAUUAAAAUAUUAUGAAUAUCUUUACUCGUGGAGAUUAUUUGGUGGAUCUCUGGAUUACUCUUCUAUAAAUUUGGCUGACAAGAGAGGCGCUACUGAAGCUUUGUAUAUUUUUAUUACAAGAUUCCGUUACGAACAAAACUUAUUGACUAACAAUGAGAGUAUGGAAGUUGAUGAAGAUGUGAAACAAUAUAAAUUGAAGAUUUUAGAACUAUAUAUGAUAAUUUUGAACUGUUUGAAGAGCUUUGAAAAUGAAGAAGAUCAAUGGCUUAUAAAAUCUCAAAAUUUGGAAACCUUAUGUGUUAUAACAUUAUCAGAAUUGAAGGAGGAAUACUCUGCUUGGUUGAAGGAACUUGAAACAGACAUGAAAUUGGAAUACAUCUAA
Molecule: messenger RNA, 3642 nt
Organism: [Candida] anglica
Lineage: Eukaryota; Fungi; Ascomycota; Pichiomycetes; Serinales; Debaryomycetaceae
Source: the annotation of a GenBank genome assembly